Molecule: messenger RNA, 2983 nt
Organism: Saccostrea cuccullata (small rock oyster)
Lineage: Eukaryota; Metazoa; Mollusca; Bivalvia; Ostreida; Ostreidae
Exons: 2
Coding region: 1259-2983 (574 amino acids)
Source: RefSeq, a predicted model, not a curated record
GAAAUGACCUAGAUAAUACCCAUCUAGCUGCAGACACCCUGGUGAGGAAAAUCCAGAGUUAUGUAAAUUACUUGGUUCUGGGAUGUGGAGUGCGGCAUGUCGUUAUCGGCCAAAUUCUGCGGCGCAACAGGAGGGGCGAUUACAACUCCCGGGUCGUCGAAGCUAAUUGCCGUCUACAGAACUGGGCAUCCUCCCUCGACAAUAUCACCUUUCACCAUCACCAUGGUUUCUGGAAGGACUUAUCAUUCCUAAGUACAGAUGGCGUACACAUCAGGUGUUCCCGCAUCGACAGCAGCCAGAUGAGGAAAUACCUUCAAAGCGUAAAGAGGGCCGUCUUGCGAGCUUCUCGCUCCAUUUGCUAUGCCACCCAAGAAAAUGCAAGUUUCUGGUACGAGUGGGGAGAAUCCUAAAAGACAGCGUUAACAAAGGUCACCUGAUGUCGAAUCGCUGCCACAAAUUGACUAUGACAGACUGGCAGAGGCUAUCCUAAAGAAACAAGGCCAAGUGACCGAAUCAGACAAUGGAGGACUUCCGGUAUCCCCUGGGCCCAGUAAGGAUGCGGACACACCACUACAAGUGCCUUCAGCAUGUUCAGGGAAUAAUUUGCCUGACAUGGCCAACACAACAGUGAAAACAAACAAUGUUUCAGGUGCAGCCCAACAAACUAGUUUCCUCCUAACUUUGGAUAAAAUUUUUGGGGGUGAGUCUUUUGUAAGUAGUUCAGUAAAUGAUCUAAAUGUUACACCACUGCAGUUAUCAGGGGGUAUACCAUUAGGGACAACUAUUCCCUUGCGUGUAAAGCAAAAAAUUUGGGCUAACCAGUAUAUUGACUUAAGGGUGUUAUUGCCUGAACACAAACAGGAAACCGUUUCUGUACAGAUUGAUCAAGGAUCAAUCAAAUUAAAGUCCAAACAGUCAGGGAAACCCCCAUUGUCCAUUUAUCAAUGGACAAAUGCCUUCAUAACUUUCAUGUCAAUUUAUCUUGAGUCAAAUUCACAGUCAGCCUCAAAUUUGCUUAAGUACAUGUCAACAGUCCGUCUUCUCCAUGCCUCCAAUGGUGAUUCAGCCUGGAGGUUAUAUGAUGAGCAGUUUAGGGAGUUGCGUGAGGUGUCAGACCUGCCUUGGCAACAACCCCUUAAUGAGUUAAUCAUAAGAGUAACAACAAUGUCAAAAUCACACAAUUAAACAUUUCCACGCAACAGAACAUCAAACAAUCAGCCCUUUCGUGGACCAAUCAGGUUUUGCUACACUUACAACAAUGGACAACAGUGUACAUCAACAAAUUGCCCAUACAGACACAUAUGCUCAGUGUGCAAAGAAACACAUCCCCGAAUUCAGUGUACAAAGCAAAAAUCAGACACUCAAAAUGCAACCAAUUUUCGAUCUCAACGCCAAUCAGGAAAAUCUAAAACUACCAACCCCAGUACAAGCACAUCAUCUUGAGCAUUACCUACAAGGUUAUAACCCCUUUCUUUCUCAUUACUUAGUUCAAGGUUUUAAGUUUGGUUUUAGUUUAGGAUGUUCAGCAUAUCCGAAGCCACGUCUCUGUCGUAAUCAUUCAUCCACCACUCAACAUGCUGACUAUGUUCUAGAUAAAAUUCAAAAUGAAGUAGACUUGGGAAGAAUAGCUGGUCCAUACCCUUCCCCACCUUUUCAAACCUUUGUGUGUUCCCCUUUGGGUGUAGUACCCAAGAGUACACCUGGCAAAUACAGACUUAUACAUGACCUCUCAUUCCCAUCAGCUGAUUCUGUAAAUUCCUACAUCUCAGAAGAGCAUUCAAAGAUCAAAUACGAUACAAUUGAUACAAUCAUUUCUCUUGUUUUGAAAUUUGGAAAAGGGUCACUGAUGGCCAAAUCUGAUAUCGAAGAUGCUUUCCGCAUUAUUCCUUUACACCCAGAUAGUUAUCACGCUUUAGGGUUAACAUGGGCUGGUCAGUACUAUUUUGAUAAGUGUCUUCCCAUGGGGGCAAGCAGUUCUUGCAAAAUUUUUGAAUCAUUCAGUACUGCCCUUCAGUGGAUUAUGAUGUCAAAAUAUAAGGUACAGGGUAUGUCUCACAUGAUAGAUGACUUCUUUAUUAUUGGGCCUGAUAAUUCCAGUAAGUGUCUACAUGAUCUUGAGAAUUUUCUAAUUCUCUGUUCCACUUUAGGUGUGCCCAUCAAAAAAGACAAAACUGUCCUACCUUGUAAGGUUAUCACCAUUUAUGGCCUCGAAAUAGAUUCAGAAGCAAUGGAAUGUAGAUUACCAUCUGACAAACUUGACAAGUUAAGAACUAUGUUAGAAAAUUUUUCUCAUAGGAAAAAGGUGACUGUAAAAGAAUUGCAGUCCGUGUUAGGUUCCUUGAGUUUUGCUUCUUCUGUCAUAUGCCCAGGUCGAGCUUUCCUGCGCCGUUUAUUUGAUCUCUUAUGUGGGCCUCAGAAGCCAUCUUAUUACAAAAUAAGACUCAAUAAAGAAGCACGCGCAGACUUGCAUGCAUGGUCUAUCUUUAUCAACAAUUUUAAUGGAAAAUGCAUCAUAAGUAAUAGCCAACAUAUUUCCUCUGAUAGUUUGCGCAUGUAUACAGAUGCAUCAGGGGUGAUUGGUUUUGCUGGGGUAUUUGGAGCAAACUGGUUUGCUGGUAGAUGGCCAGCUAAAUGCAUGGACUAUCAUAUUACUGAAAAGGAACUUUUCCCUAUAGUGUUAGCUCUUGAAAUUUGGGGUAGUACUUUAAAAAACAAAAAUGUGCUGUUCCUAACAGAUAAUGAGGCAGUGUCUUAUAUCAUUAAUCAUCAGUCCUCUAAAGACCAAACAAUUAUGCGCUUGGUGCGACGCUUAGUUCUUACUUGUUUACAGUUCAAUAUAAGAUUUGAAUCAGAACAUCUUCCGGGGAAGCAAAACAUCAUUGCUGAUGGUUUGUCUCGCUUUCAAUUUCAGAAAGUCUUCCAAAGGGCCCCCUGGUUAGAGAGAACACCAACACCAGUGCCCCCAGAAUUGAUGACCAUUUAA